AAUCAGAAGUCAAAUUGGCUCCCAGUUUAUCUUUCACUUCAUUCCGUGAAGCAGAGCCUGACACGAUUCUUUCAUUCUUCUUUCGCCUGCAGUGGUACUUGCGCGCCUUGCAACUUUUUGUGUGGUUGGGAAAGAUGGCGAUAGGCGUUCUUGCUUUACAGGGGUCUUUCAACGAACACAUUGCAGCGUUGAAAAGGGUUGGGGUGAAGGGGGAGCAGAUAAGGAAGCCGGAGCAGCUGCAAAACGUGAGCGCCCUCAUUAUCCCUGGCGGGGAGAGCACCACCAUGGCCAAGCUGGCUGAAUAUCAUAACCUCUUUCCAGCGUUGCGGGAAUUUGUAAAAAUGGGCAAACCAGUUUGGGGAACCUGUGCUGGCCUUAUCUUUCUGGCCGACAAGGCAAUUGGGCAGAAAACUGGCGGACAGGAACUUAUUGGUGGCCUUAAUUGUACAGUUCAUCGAAACUUCUUUGGCAGUCAGAUUCAAAGCUUUGAGGCUGAGAUAUCUGUUCCUGAGAUUGUGGCCAAAGAAGGAGGUCCUCCAAGCUUCCGUGGUGUGUUUAUUCGUGCCCCUGGAAUUCUUGAAGUAGGUCCAGAAGUACAGGUUUUAGCAGAAGUUCCUGUUCCAUCUGAUAAAGCUGCUAAAUCUGAUCCUGCUGUUGAAAAUGUAGAGGAAAAUGCUGCAUCUGAACAAAAAGUUAUUGUUGCUGUAAAGCAGGGAAACUUGCUAGCAACUGCUUUUCACCCAGAAUUAACCGCAGACACCCGAUGGCAUAGUUAUUUCUUGAAGAUGCUGACUGAGAUCAACCAAGAAGCGUCAAGCAGCACCUCCUUAUCUUCGGAGGAUCUAAGCUUCUCUGAGCCGCCUAAGUAUGAUCUCCCAAUAUUUCAACAGUAAUAAAGGAAAAAGAUGGACAAGUGUAUAAAAUGGAUCAGAUGGUAGGCUACUUAGUUUCAUAUAAUCUCGACCAGCAUGUGUGCUUGCAUUAUGGACUGCAGUUCCAUUCUGGCAGAUCUUCAAUACCUCCAAGUCGGUCCACAUCUUACAAAAUUCUUUGCACUAGUGACAUGUUCCAAAAGUGUAUAUCCUUUGUACAUAGUUUAAUACCUUACAGUUCUAUGCUCUUCUGCAUUAUUGUAUGGUCGAAGUAGUUUAAUGGUUGAUUUAUGUCGAUCCUUAAUGUUGACUAUUUGGUCACAUGAUAAAAACUGUAUUGUCCCGCAAAUAUAUCAUCUGCAUAAUCUGUUUAUUUGGUUCAGAUAUGGUAUUUGGUUGGAUGGA
Messenger RNA from Sesamum indicum (sesame), 1277 nucleotides. RefSeq names its product pyridoxine biosynthesis 2 (gene PDX2). Gene Ontology annotation, cellular component: cytosol; glutaminase complex. Gene Ontology annotation, biological process: pyridoxine metabolic process; pyridoxal 5'-phosphate biosynthetic process. Lineage: Eukaryota; Viridiplantae; Streptophyta; Magnoliopsida; Lamiales; Pedaliaceae. The record is from RefSeq and is a predicted model, not a curated record. Gene Ontology annotation, molecular function: glutaminase activity.